Molecule: messenger RNA, 1593 nt
Organism: Calliphora vicina (urban bluebottle blowfly)
Lineage: Eukaryota; Metazoa; Arthropoda; Insecta; Diptera; Calliphoridae
Exons: 3
Coding region: 1-1521 (506 amino acids)
Source: RefSeq, a predicted model, not a curated record
AUGUCUUCUUUUGAUUAUAAUACCAAUGCAGCGCCGGAUAUGUUGCAGUUGAACAUGGAAAACAUUUCGAAAGAACUAAAUGAUUUGAUUGUUACUGGCGAACAAGAGAUUGGAAUAAUUCAUGAAUUUUCAAAGACUACGACGUCAGUGCCACCAUCUGCAAUAACUACGCCUGUAUUGCAAAGUAAUUUUCAAGUUCCUACUUAUUCCAAAAGAACAUUCCAUGGCCAGCCGCAUCCAUAUGCAACCAACGGAAUGCAAUAUAUGAAACAUAACCUCAAUUACUAUCCGACACUUCAGCAGCCAAUGGCUUGUGUAAAUAACUCUUUCAACAACUUUGCAGCCACUCAAACAUGUUAUACGCCCACAAAUUACUUGAGUGCUGAAAAGCAUAUAAAUCAUUCCAGUCUUGCGUCAUCACAGGCUCUAUACACAAACACCUCCAGUUCACCUACUUAUGAAUUUCAUUACUUACGUUCCAAUGAGGAAAAUGGAAAGAAGUUCUCUAACUCAUGUUCUUCUUUAGGUAGCAAUGGAGCUUAUCGUAAAGCACCAAGAUACGCUCAUAAGCAUUUUAACCAAAAAGUUCAAAAUACAACUACGGAAAACGAACAAAUUAAGGUAGACUUAUCUGUGUUCGAUUUCGAAAGUAGUGGCAAAGAAACCUCGAUUGUUCAUUAUAUUUUUGAUCUUUUACGCGAUUUACAUCGUGCCGUCGCUGAGAAGCCACCAUCAUAUGAGACGAACGAAGACAGUCAAUAUGUUGAAACAUUUGCUCCAUCCGAUACCAAAUCGACCAUGUCUUCUACUCUAAAUGUUCAGAAUCAAGUGAAACAGGCCUGUCGCAAGUUAACCAUAUUCAUUUGUGACAUGCAGCGCCUUUUGGCUGCCAACAAAGGGUUUGAUCUUAAAAUGGAUGCAGAAUGCGAAUACUAUUUGGGUAAUUUGCGUCAAUACCUGAAUCAAUUGGAAAUGUAUAAAUUAAUUGAAAUGGAACAUAAGCGUGGACAGUUUUUAAAAGAAAAAGUUAAAGCACAAGCCGAACGCCUGUCAUUAUUAUUAGAACAUAUAAAUCGACAAAUACGUGAAGUUCAUAUUCGUAUUGUGGCAUUUGAUUGGUAUAUUGGUGUUAAAUAUCGUGGAGAUGUUCAGGCAGCCGCCGCAAUCCAACCAAUUAAUAAUGUUAACGAUAAUAAAGAAAAUUCAAAAAUUGGUGUGAUUAAUGAAAUUUUACAAUUGUGCAAUACAACAACAAUUACAGCAACAUCAACAAUUUCAACAGCUAGUUUAAAUACACAAACAACAAAACCAGAAAUUAUCACCACCCUUAAUUCUCCAACGAAAUUGAUUAAUAACAAUAAUAUUAAUAAUAAAGAAGCAGAAGUGAAUGUGAAACCACCGCUAUUAAACGAAAAUACAAAUAAGAAUAACAAUAUUUUUAAUGUUUAUAAGCCAGAUCAGAUCAGAAGAGCGGCGUCUGCUAAUAGCCAUAAUCGUCAUCCAGUUUUUUAUAUUGGUUAAAAUGUGAUGACUGAGCUUAUUUUAUUGUUUAAUUUUUUGUUUAAUGAUUUAAUUAAAUAGAAAUUAAAUAUU